This is a messenger RNA of Carlito syrichta (Philippine tarsier), 1659 nucleotides long. RefSeq names its product death associated protein 3 (gene DAP3). The record is from RefSeq and is a predicted model, not a curated record. The transcript is spliced from 14 exons. Bases 181 to 1374 code for a protein of 397 amino acids. Gene Ontology annotation, cellular component: mitochondrial ribosome; mitochondrial small ribosomal subunit. Lineage: Eukaryota; Metazoa; Chordata; Mammalia; Primates; Tarsiidae. Gene Ontology annotation, molecular function: structural constituent of ribosome. Gene Ontology annotation, biological process: apoptotic process.
CGGGACCGGCGCUUCGGAGGCGGCCCCUGACCGCGUGUGGCAGUCACCACGUCGGGAGACCCAGUCCUCGACUCACGAGAUGAAGUCUCGCCAAGUUGCCCAGGCGGGUCUUGAACCCGCGGGCUCAGGCAAUCCACUCACCUCGGCCUCCCAAAGUACUGGGAUUACAGCGCAAGGACAAUGCUGAAAGAAAUAACAAGGCUCAUCUCCAGGGUCCAUAAGUUGGACCCUGGACGUUUUUUGCACACGGGGACCCAGGCACCCCAAAGUAUUGCUGCUCACCUAAAUGACCAGGUUCCUGUUGAGAGUCUCAGAGCUAUUUACCGCACCAAUGAGAGUGACCCAGCCAAGCAUGGGGAACAGCAUGAGGGUCAGCACUACAACAUCCCCAUUCAGGAUUUGAAGACUGUAUUUCCCCAUGGCCUUCCUCCUCAUUUUGUAAUGCAGGUGAAAACAUUACAUGAAGCUUGCCUGAUGGUAAGGAAACCAGCCCUAGAGCUUCUGCAUUACCUGAAAAACACCAAUUUUGCUCAUCCAGCUGUGCGAUAUCUUCUCUAUGGGGAGAAGGGAACGGGAAAAACCCUCAGUCUUUGCCAUGUUAUUCAUUUCUGUGCAAAACAGGACUGGCUGAUACUGCAUAUUCCAGAUGCUCAUCUUUGGGUAAAAAAUUGCCGGGAUCUUCUGCAGUCCACCUACAACAAACAGCGCUUCGAUCAACCUUUAGAGGCUACAACUUGGCUGAAGAAUUUCAAAACUGUGAAUGAACGCUUCCUCAACCAGAUAAAAGUUCAAGAGAAGUAUGUCUGGAGUAAGAGAGAAGGCACUGAGAAAGGCAGUCCUCUGGGAGAAGUGGUUGACCAGGGUAUAACGCGGGUGAGGAACGCCACAGAUGCAGUUGGGAUUGUGCUGAAAGAGCUAAAGAGGCAAAGUUCUUUGGGUAUUUUCCACCUCCUGGUGGCCGUGGAUGGAAUCAAUGCUCUCUGGGGAAAGACCACUCUGAAAAAAGAAGAUAAAAGCCUGAUUGCCCCAGAGGAACUGGCACUUAUUCACAACCUGAGGAAAAUGGUGAAAAAUGAUUGGCAUGGAGGUGCCAUUGUGUUGACUUUGAGCCAGACUGGGUCUCUCUUUAAGCCCCGGAGUGCCUAUCUGCCCCAGGAACUGCUGGGAAAGGAAGGAUUUGAUGCACUGGAUCCCUUUAUUCCCAUCCUGGUUUCCAACUACAACCCAAAGGAAUUUGAAAGUUGCAUGCAAUAUUACUUGGAGAACAGUUGGCUUCAACAUGAGAAAGCUCAUACCGAAGAAGGGAAAAAGGAGCUACUGUUCUUGAGCAACGCGAACCCCUGGCAGUUGGAGCGGAUCUGUGCCUACCUGUGAGCCUGGGUCACGACAUGCCUGGGAGACAAUGAACAUCUCCUUCAAGCUGGACCCAAGCAGGUGGGGAAGGCCCACAGUCCCCAGGAGGAGCAGCCAGGCGCCUCUACUUAGGGGACUGCUCGGGACUGCAGCUGGCUCCAGGCCCUCAUUGUUCCACUGUGAGCACGCGGCAAUAACAUAUGCCCUUGUUCCUGAAACUAAUGUCAGUUUAUUGGAUGUGGUUUUCCCAUUUAAGAUGAUCGUGGAUCUUUUCCUACAAAAUGAAAUUAAAUAUCUUUCUUAAAA